CGCCCUUACCCUCCGUCCUGGCUGAGCCCAGGGAGCUCACCGUCCGGGGCAGCCUCUUUUGGCACCAAGGCCUCCAGGUGCCCGGCACGAAGGCGGAGCCGGGCCACAGCCGCCUCCCCGGCGCCGCCGACAGUACCCCCCCGGGAGUUCGCGGACCCAGUGCGGCGGCUCCAGCGUCUCCAGCCUCCCCUGCUCCCCGCACUCCUCCCUCUUGGCGCGCUGGACGCAAAGCCUGCGACGGGCAAGCAGAGCGCAGAGCCAAGUGGCGCGCACGGGGCACCAGCACGGACAACCCUAACGUCCCACAGCCGGAGCCCGCGCUCCAGUCACCCGCCAGUGGACGCCCCGACCAUGGCUGCUGAAAGACCCAGCUCCGGCGCCAGGUUCUGGGCGGCGGCGCUGCUUCUGCUUGGCCUGCAGCGCCUCUCGGUGCGGGCAGAUGGGAAGUUCUUUGUGCUGGAGUCUCAGAAUGGCUCUCGGGGCCUGGACCUGGAGGCAGCCUGGCUUUCCUGCAAAAGCAGAGGCGCUCACCUGGCAUCUGCAGACGAGCUGAGGAGGGUGGUCCAGGACUGUGCCUUGGCGGUGUGCACUACGGGCUGGCUGGCGGAUGGCAACCUGGGGACAACAGUGUGUAGCAAGGGAAGUGGUGAACAGCAAAUCAGGAGAACUGUGGAUAUGAGAAUCGAAAGCAACGUGGUUCCUGGCAGCACAUACAAUGCCCUUUGUAUUAAGGAUGAAGAGAAGCCUUGUGGAGACCCACCCUCGUUCCCACACACCGUCCUGCAGGGACGCACCGGCUUGGAGAUGGGGGAUGAGCUGCUGUACGUGUGCGCCCCGGGCCACGUGACCGGCCGGCGCGAAACGGCCUUCACCUUGCUGUGUAACAGCUGCGGGGAGUGGUACGGCCUGGUCCAGGCCUGCGGGAAAGAUGAGGCUGAGGCACAUAUUGACUAUGAAGAUAAUUUUCCUGAUGACAGAUCCGUGUCCUUCAGAGAGCUCAUGGAGGAUUCCCGGACAGAGGUGGAGGAGGACGGGGGUCCAGGAGACGCCUCUGAGGAGGCUCCAAAACAGGACCGUCUGGUCUCCGGUUCUGUGGGCAGAGAAGACAUAGCCCUCGAUACGGCCUUUGUGCCGACCACAGGCUUGCCCAGCACUGGGAGCAGUGCCCCCACGGACCUGCCAGGGUCCCGACGAAAUCAGAAGUACUUGUUCUGGUUUCCUGCUGAGACCUUCCACAAGCCUGCGUUGGAAAAGGAGAUGGAUGAUGACACUAAAGAGCAGUUUCCUGCUGGAGACCACCAGAGUGGUACAACCUUGGCCCCAGGGGAGCCUGAAACCAGGGCCACCUACAGCAGCAGAGGUGGUCCCUCACGGCCUUUUGUGGGCAGGAAUGACAGCAAGGCAGUUGGUGCCGUGGUGAGCAGGAGCGAUGAGUCCUGGUUAGAUGGCUACCCUGUGACUGAUGGCACCUGGAGGAAGCCAGAGGCUGAAGAGGAGGAAGAGGAGGACAAGGGGGAUGGAUCCGUCGGGCUGGAAGAAAGCAUCCUAGUUAAAACCAGUCCGCUCAUUCUUGUGGACGUUAAGGAGCCCAUGAGUACUACCCUCCCACCAGCUGAGGACAUAACCCACGGUUCAGGUCUUCCAUCUCAAACACUAGAUGUAGAAGCUUUGGUUCUCAGACCCGUGAAUGUGUCUGACACCGAGGGUCCCAGCGAAGGGGAUGGUGACUUGACUAGAUACUCAUCAACUAUUCCUUGGAGAGACACCACGGAGAAGUCUCCCAUGUCCACCCUAGCCAAUGAACUCCCCAGCUCCACCCUGGAGACAGGAACCACCGCUGUGCAGAAAACGCCCAACCACAUCCCUUCAACUGCAACGGCGGCCAGCCAGACUCCCAUGGAAACUGCCGCCCCUGAGGUCAAGGAUACCUUCCCAUACCUGCUGUCUGAGGACUUCUUGGGACAGGAAGGUGCACCGGGCCCAGGAGCAAGUGAGGAGCUUUUUCCAACCUUGGAGCCCUGUGCAGGGGAUAAGUGUCCUGGCCUCAGCAGAGGCCCCAUCAUUGCCACCAUUGUCACGGUCCUGUGCCUGCUGCUGUUCCUGGCGGGCGUGGGGGCAGUGUGGGGCUACCGCAAGUGCCAGCACAAGAGCUCUGUGUACAAGCUGAAUGCUGGCCAGCGGCGACACUACCACCAACAGAUUGAGAUGGAGAAGGUCUAGCCAACUUGGGUGGGCUCCCCCGCAGCCCCUGGGCAGUAACAGGAACUGUGACAUGGCGCAGUGUUUAUCAACACUGGUCACUCACUAUAGCAGGAAACAAGUGGAGUCGGGCUCAUCUUCUUUUUCUCAGGUCUUUGUUUUAUAGGCUGAGAAGUGUCACAUCGGGCAGGGCAGGGAGGCUUUGGCAGAUCCUGAACAGGAGCAUCUUCCUAACCAUCUGCCCUGGAACCUGUUGCACCAAAUCCCAGACCUGUGCUUCGGCUCUGCUUCUGGCGUGCAGUCAAAACUCCCCUCUUCAUCAUACGAUUGUCUUUUUUCUUUCUGUCUUGCCUGCAGCAUGCAGAAAUGCCUGGGCCAGGGAUAGAACCCCCGCCACAGCCAUAACCCAAGCCACAACUGGACAACCCUGGAUCCUUAUCCUGAUAUACCACCAGGGAACUCCAUGUCUUCUUUUUUUAAGAAUGAAAACAAUGGUCUCUGCUACCUGAAAUUUUUGAAAUAGGCAUCAUAGCCUAUUUCAAGGCACAGCGUUUGAAAGCAGUGUUCUUUAGGACAGAGAUAUUUAAUUGUUGAGAGCAGUCUAUGGAAGAGUAAUGGGUUAUUUCCUUGUAAUGUGGAGAUGUUGCUGAGGGCAAAUGAGCCAAGAACCAGGGCACAGGCUACAGCCUUGAGAUCUCUUUGUUUGUUGAAACUGGAAGGAAUGAAUGGCUGACAUUUGGUUGGGGGAGGGGAUGGGAGCAGUGGUGGGACCCACACUCACCCUGUUCCCUCUAAUCUGGGGAACAGCCGAUCGUUUCUUUUAAAAAAACAAGGUUAGCUUUAGCACCGUUUCCUCUCAGCAGCUAUGGCCUGCUUGUCCUUGACCAGUCUAUGCCUAGGCAUGUCUUAGAGUUUUGGCCAGGACUAACAAAACUCAGCCCUUGGUUUCCUCUCUGAGGAUUAACCAUUUCUCUGAAUGCCAGGAAGACUGAAUGACCUAGGAGGGAAAAAAUGUUUUAAGAGGGCCCAGGACUAGGAAGGAUCUCAAGCAUGGAUACCCACUUGAGGGAGAAGCAGAGGAAUUAAAAGGAAUAUGAAAUGACCUGAGAUGCUCUGUACUUGAUGCUGCUGUGACAACUGUGAGCUCUGGACAAACAGCCUGAGUGCAGGAUGGACACACCCUAGCUGCUGAGAAGCCAGCUCAUGUUAUCUCCGUCAUCUUGUGAUGGCUCAGUCCGUCUUGUUUAUGACAGUGGUUCUCAAAGCGUGGUCCUCGGACCAGCAGCAUCAACAUCAUCUAGGAACUUGCCAGAGAUGCGAGUUCUCUGGUACCCACCCCAGACAAAGUACCCACCCUGGGGGUGGGGCCCAGCUAGCUGGGGUUUAAAGUAGCCCUCUGGGUGACUCUGAUACUCACUCAAGAUUGAGAACCCCUGGUUUAUGAGAACAUACAUGCUGAGCUUUAAAGGCAGCUAAGGCUCCUGAGGCCCAGCCCUGAGGUCUGUCUUGCAGGGAAGUCAGGCUACUGCUGUGCCCCUGAGGUAACAUUAGAGGCGGCUGAAACACCAUCUCCAAUGGUCUCCUUUGUAUUGGCACAGAAACCAAACAUAUGAUAUUUUUCUAAUAUGAAUCGCUUGCUUAGAAAGCUUUCUAUUUGGUAAAAAGUGGUGAAAGCAGAGGUCCCAUUGUGGCUUAGCAGGUUAAGAACCUAACAUAUUCUCCGUG
Messenger RNA from Phacochoerus africanus (Common warthog), 3924 nucleotides. RefSeq names its product sushi domain containing 5 (gene SUSD5). Lineage: Eukaryota; Metazoa; Chordata; Mammalia; Artiodactyla; Suidae. The record is from RefSeq and is a predicted model, not a curated record. The transcript is spliced from 5 exons. Gene Ontology annotation, biological process: cell adhesion; Notch signaling pathway. Gene Ontology annotation, molecular function: hyaluronic acid binding. Bases 352 to 2220 code for a protein of 622 amino acids.